Durusdinium trenchii is the source of this 1237-nucleotide messenger RNA. Lineage: Eukaryota; Dinophyceae; Suessiales; Symbiodiniaceae. The record is from the annotation of a GenBank genome assembly.
AUGCUCGUGCCUGUAGAGCAAUGGGAAGCCUGGCUGCGAGGGCAAGCAAGGGUUGAGCUGCGAUUCCUGUCUGCGGUGCCAGCACAGCUUGUGGAGCAACCCCAGACACCAAUGCCAGUCAAGAUCAGCGAUGACCUGAUCCAAGAGCCACAAAUUGACAUUGAAUUUCUUUAUGGCUGCUAUAGCUUCGCAUAUGGCAACCAUCAAUGUUUCGCUCCCGUGGACUUUGACUCGUUGGAGACUCUUAAAGGGUUGCAUGACAUCAAUGGGCUUAACAUGCCGCUCUACCAGUUUCUUUCUUCGCGGGACCUUGUGAUAGAACCUGCCAUAAUCGUAGUUGGAUCUCCAGCCAAUCAUGAUCCAAACAAUGAUCGCUUUCAAGGUGAGUCGCAAUCAAAAAAUGUCUUGUUCAAGGACGUUUGCACCAGCUUGGGUUGGCACACCCCUGCAGACUGUCUCGUGCGCAUGACUUUCUCCAAGAGCGCACGUCAGGAUAUGCAGUGGUGGACCACAGAGAAUGACACCCGCAAGUUUCUGGUGACAGCGGCUUGGUUUCAGACAUACCAGCCUGGUCUGGGAUUGGCAGAUACGGCUUCACAGACAGCAAGGGGGAAGACAUCACGGUUCAUGUGGCUUCCACCAACAGCGAUUUCGCAGCCAAUUUGGAUCUCGCAGCCAAAGAAAAGUCGCCCCGUGGUCCUGCUGCACAAGGACAAACACUACAAGUGGCUCUGUCCCCCGACUGAAACUGAGGUCGAGAAGCACUGGUUGCGGGAAUGUGCGGGAACCACCCUCGCCCUCAAAGGGAGCGCUGAGCGGAGCAGCCAAAACUGCUUCGGUGAAAGCUGGGCGCUCUACAGCAGCCAAGUAUUCGAGUUGCCUUCCGGACUGAAAACGCGAAAGAUCUACGCGUCGCAGAUGGUGGAGAAGGGUGGCCAGUGGAAUGUGGUGUUGGAUACCGAUGUGUUGAUGGCGUUCUACCGAGAAGUGCUGAAGGAUCCCGAGUGGCGAGAGGCGAAGUGGAUCGUCCGCGCAGAUCCGGAGUGCAUCUUCUACCCGGUGCAUUUGAAGACGAUCCUCUUUCACCAGGAGCAGGUGGGCAAUGUGGAUGCUUCGCCCACGUACUUGGUCUCUGCGGACACGGCCGUGGGUUUCCCGCGCUUCUUUCAGGUGAUGUCUCAAAGCGCUUUGCGGCAGCUCGCGACCGACAGCCGGAGUUGCUUCUGGCGCAUGCGAU